AGUUCAGGUCACUCUCUGUAAUACUCUCUUUACCCAGAGCUACACUGACUGUAGAGCCCAAAUGGAGUCCUGUGUUCACUGGAGAGUCAGUCACUCUGAAGUGUGAGAUGGAGUCUCACAGUGACUGGAGAUAUCAGUGGUAUAAAGGCAGCAGUGGCACUGCAGUCAAUCAGUCUCAGACAAACACCUUCACCAUCAGAUCAGCAGCAGAUCAGGAUCAGUACUGGUGUAAAGGACAGAGAGAUAACAGACCCUCAUCAUCACAACUCAGCAAUCCUGUUACUCUCACAGUGAAAGAUGGUUCUGUGAUUCUGGAGAGUCCUGUUCAUCCUGUGACUGAGGGAGAUCCUCUGACUCUGCGCUGUUUAUAUCGUGACCCAAAGCCCUCAAACCUCACAGCUGAGUUCUAUAAAGAUGGAUCACUCCUCCAGACUCAGACUACAGGAGAGAUGACCAUCCCUACUGUCUCAAAGUCAGAUGAAGGUCUCUACUACUGUAAACACCCAGAGAAGGGAGAGUGA
Molecule: messenger RNA, 521 nt
Organism: Colossoma macropomum (tambaqui)
Lineage: Eukaryota; Metazoa; Chordata; Actinopteri; Characiformes; Serrasalmidae
Product: high affinity immunoglobulin gamma Fc receptor I-like
Exons: 4
Coding region: 108-521 (137 amino acids)
Biological process (GO): cell surface receptor signaling pathway
Molecular function (GO): transmembrane signaling receptor activity
Source: RefSeq, a predicted model, not a curated record